AUGUUGGCGAUGCUUAUCGAAAGAUGCAGAGAUAUAGCUCUAAACCCGGGUCCUGUUGGUAAGUGUUUGACUUGUAAAGGAACAGUUAGAAGGAAUCAAAUAUCGGUAAACUGUAAUGUAUGCAAUGGUUUGCUUCAUGUGAAAUGUUGUGAUCUAACUGAUAAAGCGGGCCCGAUUUGUCAUACUUGUUUUCCCAACAAUAGUACCUUGAACAGUGACACGACAGGAUAUUCUAAUUAUAUCGUCGAAGAUUUACAAAAUCUGAUUUCCAAACGUGGCUUAACUAUUUGCCAUCAAAAUAUCUGCGGACUGUCUAGAAAAAUUGACUCCCUGUGUGUUCUCCUUGAUUCACAUAAAGGAAUUCAUAUCCUUGGUCUUGGCGAAACACAUCUUUAUGACGACGUGUAUGACAAUGAAAUAGAAAUAGCUGGCUAUAAGUUAUUUAGAAAAGAUAGAUCUG
Molecule: messenger RNA, 460 nt
Organism: Paramuricea clavata
Lineage: Eukaryota; Metazoa; Cnidaria; Anthozoa; Malacalcyonacea; Plexauridae
Source: the annotation of a GenBank genome assembly